AUGUCUGGUUCUCCAUCACCGAUGAUAGAAAAUUACUUGAGGGAAGCGAAUUUUUGGCACAUGACCACUAUAGGCCGAGGGUGCAAGUUGGACCCGAAACUCAUCAGUGCAUUAAUAGAGAGGUGGAGACAUGAGACGCACACAUUCCAUCUUCCAUGCGGAGAGUGUACUAUCACUUUGGAGGACAUGCAGUUACAAUUAGGAUUGCCGGUGGAUGGGUUCGCACUCACCGGGUCUGUUCAAUCUAUUGAUUGGGGAGCCAUGUGCUACGAUCUUUUGGGUGCGAUGCUGGAUAAUAUUUACGGAGGUCAAAUCGAGAUGGGCUGGUUACGAGACACAUUCCUGGAGCCAAGGAAUGAUUCGGCUGAAGUAGAAAGAAUACAAUAUGCUCGGGCAUACAUCCUUGAGAUGAUUGGAGGUUAUUUAAUGCCGGACUUGUCACGAAACCUCGUACAUAUGAGGUAG
Molecule: messenger RNA, 465 nt
Organism: Gossypium raimondii (Peruvian cotton)
Lineage: Eukaryota; Viridiplantae; Streptophyta; Magnoliopsida; Malvales; Malvaceae
Product: serine/threonine-protein phosphatase 7 long form homolog
Exons: 1
Coding region: 1-465 (154 amino acids)
Biological process (GO): meristem maintenance; meristem development
Source: RefSeq, a predicted model, not a curated record